Pieris napi is the source of this 822-nucleotide messenger RNA. RefSeq lists its product as uncharacterized. Bases 147 to 605 code for a protein of 152 amino acids. NCBI's taxonomy places the organism in Eukaryota, Metazoa, Arthropoda, Insecta, Lepidoptera, Pieridae. The transcript has 5 exons. The record is from RefSeq and is a predicted model, not a curated record. Gene Ontology annotation, cellular component: extracellular region. Gene Ontology annotation, biological process: mesoderm morphogenesis. Gene Ontology annotation, molecular function: heparin binding; growth factor activity.
GGGCAGGAGUGUGUACAGUGCCCGUGUAGUCGGAUCAAUAGGCGAGCGUCCUAGGCGCGGCACAGCGGCUGCCGACGACAUUCGUGUUGAAUUCCUCGACGCUGGUAGACGGUCACUCGCUGCUCACUGCAACACAACUCUCCGAUAUGCAGAAUAAAUACUUGCGAUGGAUUGUGGCCGGGCUGGUGCUCUUAGCAAUCUCCGCGGUAUUUGCAGACGACGAGAUAUGGGAGGAGCGGGACCAUGAAGUCCUCAUUCGUAACGAGAGGGGCGCUAAAAAUAGAGAGACUUGCCGAUACGUCAGGGGGUCAUGGUCCGAUUGUGACCCGAAAUCGAACGUACGAUCCCGCACUCUUACACUGAAGAAAGGCGACCCCGUUAGCUGCGAGCGAUCAAAGACAAUACAAAAGAAAUGCAAGAAAGCCUGCCGCUACGAAAAAACUUCUUGGAGUGAGUGCAACCCUAACGGUGAAAUGUCGCGCACCGACAUGCUGAAGGCAAAUAGCGACCCCACAUGUGACCAGAGUCGUCGCGUAACGAAAAAAUGCAAUAAGAACAAACAAGUGAAAUCCACCAAGGACAAGGGUCGCCGGAAUCGCCAGUAAUUAUUUUUAGAGAAAACAUUUUGAAUGUAUUACAUGUUCGUUCGUUGAAUCUAAAUUACAUAAUAGUGCCAAAAAGUUAUUGUUUAAGAUUUUUUGUAUUGUAAUUCCAGCUGUUAGUGAUAAUGCGAAUGUGUUACAUAACACUUUAGACUCGUUUAAUUUUAAUCAUUAUUAAUAAGUAAAAUCUUUGAUAUUAAUAAAUAUUAUUGAGUACUUA